AGCCAGCGCCGAGCCUGCACUGGCGCUCACUCCCUCCCGGCGCGCUCCCGGGAGGCUCGCCAGAGGAUGGCCGCUCCUAGUCCCUGGGACUCGGCGUCCGAGCCCAACGCCGCCCGGCUGCUGCUGGGCCACCUUGUGGGCUCUGGCGUGGUCACUCAGGAGAUGUUAAACAUAUCGAAGAAAACAGCUUCUUGCUUUGUGAACUUCUCCAGACUACAGCAGACAACAAAUAUUCAAGCUGAAAUCUAUCAGAAAAGCCUGGAAAUUGAACUUCUGGAACUAGAAAAAGAAACAGCAGAUAUUGUUCAUCCUUCCUAUUUGGCUGAGAAGUGUCACACCCUGCAAAGCAUGAACAGUCAUCUGGAAGCAGUGCUAAAAAAGAAGAGGUCUCUCAGGCAAAGGCUGUUGAAGCCCAUGUGCCAGGAAAACUUACCUAUGGAAGCGAUAUAUCACAGAUACAUGGUACAUUUACUACAGUUGGCUGUGACUUUUAUUGAGAAAUUGGAAACCCAUCUUGAAACAAUUAGAAAUAUCCCUCAUUUAGAUGAAAAUAUAAAGAAAAUGAGCAAGGCUUUAGCCAAGAUGGAUAUUUUGGUGAAUGAGACAGAGGAACUGGCAGAGAAUAUACUCAAGUGGAGAGAACAACAAAAGAAAGUUUCUUCUCAGAUCCCCAAAAUGUUAAGAUGAAGAAAAUUAUGCUCAUAAAUAUGACAUAGUUAUGAAGUCUGUUUCUGGUUGAUUGUCACUUGGGUAUAUAGGCUUUGCUGCUACCAGUACUGAAAGAGCCCUGUUUUUAUUGGAGUACCAAGAUUCAGGAUUCUAUAGGACCAAACUUACUUUUCCUUUGUUUUUUAUACAUUCUUAAUGUACUUUUCAGAAAGCUAAUACAAAUAAAAUAUAGCUGAAUUGAUUAACAUAAAUGAGUUAACCAUUCCGCAGUUAGCAAAUUAUUUUAUUAUGUCCUUUUUUUUUUUAAGUCAUCUUUCUAAAUUGUCUUCUUCAGUCUGAAAGUGUCUAUGGCAGUUAUUCCUAUGGAAUUGUCAUGAUGUUCAGGAAAGAAUAACAUAGCAGGCUUAUUCUUGCAAAGGCCUACUGACAAGGCUGGUCCUUGGCUGAUCCUUCUGGGAGCUCAGCUCUCAGGAGGGCUCCCUCCACUCUCACUAACAGGAGUGGCUCAGUGUGACUCAGCUGUUUGUAUAAUGUGGCUUAUUCUGAACACUUACUUUCCUUGUGGGAGUUGAGAAUUUUGAUACAUGCCAGUUAUAAGGAUCCUUUGGGACUAGUCCCUAGUAAAAUCCUGGGGCUGUAUCUCCAACAAGUUUCCCUGGUAGGUAACAUUUUACGCAUGUGGUCACAGUUCAGUUGCUAAAGGUGUGUGGCAUGUCUUGUGUGAUUCCACUGGCAAAGGACUUCUGCCUGGUUUUCCUCAGACUUUGUCCCAUGAACCUUUUCUCUUUCCCCUUUUGAUUUAUGUGUGUGUUGUGUUUGUGUGUUUGUGGUGCUAGAUCAAACCCAGGACCUUGUGCGUGUGCAUGUGAAGCACCUGCUUUACCACUGUGCUACAGCCCAUCCCUUGCCUUGUGUGUUGUGCUGUAAUAGACCACGGUUAUGAGUAUGGUGAUGUGCUGAGGCCUGUGAAUCCUCAUAGCAAGCCAUGUUCUUGUACUCCCUAAUGCAUUGUUCCAUUUGUGAGGGUGUUCACUGGCAGCCUUAGGAGCAGGCAAAGAAGAAAAGGAGAGCAAGGAAAAGGAACAACACAUUAUAGUAAAUUUGUUGCUGUUUAUCUUGUUAAAUGCUCAGAUAUUUCACCUGAAUUAUUGUUCAUAUGAUCGUUCAUAGAAUACUGAUCAUGUACUAACAAAGAUAUAUUGAUUUGUAUCACAGCUAUAACCACUUCUGGCUUAUUUUGUUUUCAGACCAAGGAUUCAGUUUUGCUUUAAAUUGUGUUUUUUACACUGUUGCAUUUGCUGCAUCACAGGGGUCCACUGAGCCUUUUUUAUCACAAUCCUUAGCAAGAAGACUUCACAUAAUAGAUGAGUAAAAUAGAUACUCUUAAGGAAGCAAGAUUAUUGCCAAAGAAACACCCUGCUAAAACAACAAGAAUUGGGCCGGGGAUUUAGCUCAGUGGUUCCACCACCUGCCUUGAAAGUGCAAGGUCCCGAGUUUGAUUCCCAGUACCAAAAAAAUAAAAAAGAAUUAUGUUUUCAAGUCUAUAUCACUAACUUUUACAGAUGGGAUCUAGAAGAGCAGUAGUAAUAUCUUGAACGUUAUGUAGACUUUAGCAAAGGCCCUAGUUGUAUUUCAUCAUAAGCCGGUUCACACCCAGCUUUUUUCCUGAUGUGAUUUCCUGUAUAUAUUAGUGUGUGUGUAUGUAUACACGGUAUUAUGUGUCAUAUCACCUACUAUGUUGCAAAUAUUGACAUGUCUGGUUUUGUAUAUGUCUUUCUCAAAAUAUCAAAACAAACAUGUAAUUUUUAACUAAAACCUCUUGGCCCUAGUGUGAAUCCCAAGUCAUAGAAAGGGAAGAUGCUAUUUAGUUUGUGCAAGUGUGGGCAUUCAGGCUAUCUAACUCCUAAAAGCUUGAGAAAAAAAUUGAUUUAAUGCUAUUCUAGGAUUGAUAAGUGGUGAUGAAUUUUUUAAAUUCAAAUUUUUUUUUUUUUUUUUUGACACAGUCUCACUGUGUGACUCAGGCUGGCCAUGAACUCACAGUGAUCCUCCUGCCUCAGCCUCCCAAGUGCUGGGAUUACAGGUGUGAACCACCACAUUCAGCUUAAAUUCAACCUUUAAACAUGUGGCUACCAAGAACAGUUAGCUCUGGGGGGUGGAUUAAAAAAAGAAACAAACUGGGCCAGGGAUUUGGCUCAGUGGUUUCACCACCUGCUGCGAAAGCACAAGGACCCAAGUUCAAUCCCCGGUACCAAAAAAAAAGAAACAAACUAUAUUAUGUACAUCUGUCAAACUCCCCAAGAAGAUUAUAAAAUGUAUGUACUGUAAAUAUGUACUAAUAAAUUUUUUAGAAAAAUAA
Heterocephalus glaber (naked mole-rat) is the source of this 3025-nucleotide messenger RNA. RefSeq names its product HAUS augmin like complex subunit 2 (gene Haus2). The record is from RefSeq and is a predicted model, not a curated record. NCBI's taxonomy places the organism in Eukaryota, Metazoa, Chordata, Mammalia, Rodentia, Bathyergidae. Gene Ontology annotation, cellular component: HAUS complex; centrosome; mitotic spindle microtubule. Gene Ontology annotation, biological process: spindle assembly; microtubule nucleation; centrosome cycle.